CAGCAAACAGUCUUAAUUUGUGAUGAAAAUCCUUUAUAAUAAAGACUUCGAACUGAAUCUUGUUUCAAAUUCAUCUAAAACUUCUAAAUCUUAAAGGCUGUUUCUGCAACACGAGAGGCGGAUCUAGUUUUAAAAGUAAUCAAAUGCUUCAUUGAUCUAUAAUCAAUUAAACGGCGUUUUUCGUCACCCGUGUUGUGUUUCAGUGCUGUGACUGAACGUUGGAAAUUCGCAUUCAACCCCUUCGAUAUAUGGUGACCAAUAGCCAUUCGGAUUCAAUCUUUCACUCGCUAAUCAGAUGACCUGGUCAAUAAUUGAAUAGCCUAUCACCGAGACUGGUCAAUAUUUGGACGGCCAAUCGCAGGGCGAAAUCAAUCUUUGUGUUAGCCAAUCACUGGAACGCUUCGAUCUUUUGGGCGGCCAAUCGCUGGGGGGAGCAGAAUCUUAAAUGUCCCGCCUACCCGGUACCGGCAACUUGAUGACCAGAGCUCAUUGUUGGUGUUCUGUCGUCGGUUUGGGUAAGACUUUUGCAUGCAUUGUUGAAUAUUCUGUUAUUUUUAUUAUAUACGAUAUAAUUAGCCUGUUUGUUGCCGCUAAAGUUGUCCGUAGUUGGCUAAAGCAGUCCAGUUGACAAUCUGUCAGGUUCAUAUUAAUGCAAUCUAAAACAAAUGUAAUGCUUUACCAUCUCAACAAAUACAACUUAGCAUGUGUUGCUACCAUGUUUAUCCAAGAGUAAAAAUUAAAUUAUUUAUUUUAUAGGGAAACACCAUAAAAUCUAAAAGGAUAUGUGUUUAUUUUUAUUUUAUUUCAGUGCUGAUAUCAAGCCCUGGCUGUUAGUAUGAAUAGGUGUUUUAUAUUGUGUUGCAUACAUGUCUUUGUAAUCCACCCUUUUGGGUACUUGCUGUGAUGAGUUUAUGUAAAUGCAAUAUGAAUAAAAUUGCUUAUCUCUCAUUACAGAAAAUGUCUAAACAAAACUCCAAAAGCCACAAGGCUAUGGAUGAUAACGAAUGGUUCUCUAGACUGAGGUCUUUUGCUUCCACUGGUGUCUGGCCAUCAGAUGCAGGUAACCGACCUGCCCCAAGGCAACAGAAGUGGUACACUCUGUAUCAGAAGAUAGAGAAGUGCCCACUACUGCUGAGAGGCCAGCGGACACUUUUCUCCCAGCCACAAGGGUGUUUGUGUGGGUUUCAUCUUCCUAAGGUGCCUACAGCCUCAUCUAGACCUACAAGCAGUGCAGCCCAAUCAACUAACAGUCAAAGUAGUUCCAUAAUGCUCCAGACUGCUACUCCAGUCAAAUACCCCACAGGUUACAGCACACCUGGAACUCUGGCAAAAAGGCCAAAACUCACCCUUUCUUCAUUUGAAAGGUCCAGAUUUGGUGGCAGGCAUGUGGAGAAUGCAAAGCCAAAUAUAAAUGUUGCACGAAAAACUCAUACGAAUGCAACACGUGCUUGUACAAGUACAGCAGCCCAUUCUUGUGCGGAUCCAGUGCCAGCAGGUGGUUCGCUUCACAACAUCUCUCCACCACAGCCUCAAAGUGCAGAGACCUUUUUUCUUGCUCCUCCAUUACCGGCUCCCAAACGACAACGGCCAGUGGAAGAGCAGAGUUCAGGAGUAAAUGCAAACCCAUUCCAGCCUGAGAACACUGCUGUGGUCCAGUCCCCUCACCUGCCGGGGCUCCAGCCUGCGUCCUCCGCUGUGGUCCAGUCCACUGUUUCGUCGGGGUUACCUGGGCAAACUACAUCUUCAGAGCAAGUUGCCGUGGAUGAACACAGUAGGGCAGGAAUGGAUCGUGUUGAUGUGCUUGCGGAGUACUUGGUGGAACUACGAAAGGAAAAAGGCCUAACUCUUACCAACCAGCAGGCCAACACCAUUGUGGGUCUUUGGCAUAAAUUGGAGCAAAAUGAUAAAGACCGGAUUUUGUAUGCUGCACGACAUCAGGAACGACUGCUCACUGGUCGAUUUAGGUCACCCAAAAAGAAGGCUGUUUAUGCAGGAGUUGAAAGCACAAAAAGGUGUGUACUUGGUUCUUCUGGUUCUGCUGCUCAAUGGCCAGAUUGCAGCCGACUUAUUGAAAUGAUCUUUAUCAGGUUGUGCAACAUUCAUAGUAGCCCCAAAAAAAUUGGACACCAAACUUUUUCUAGGUGGUCACAAAUUCUAAAUGAUUACAAAAACAUUCGACAGCUAAUUUUGAACAAUGGCAUUAUUAUGAAAGACACAACCCUGCAACUUGUCACUGUAAACCAGACCACCUUAAUACAGUGGCAUAACAAAAGAUUUAAAGCACAAGAUGUUGCCAUUCUGAUGCAAGGGCUGGUACUGCCUCAGGAACGGCCCAUUGCCAGUGAACCACUGCUCCCAGUAAAUGCUAGGCCCACUCAACUCACACCACACAAACAUGAACACACUUACAACCUGCCACCUGACACCACUGGCCAGGCAAAAACAAAACUCACUAUCAGAGACAGAGCUGAGCUGAAAACCAUUCAGCCAAAACCCCCUGCAUCUCAGCCAACAGUUUUUUAUAUGCCACUCCACAUGCCAUCUACCACUGCAGCAGGCAACAAUUUGCCACAGCUUCUGCUGCCACCCCCCACUACACCAAACAUCAUAUGCCCACCAUAUUCUAAAACACCUACAGGCCUUACCCAAACCCAAGAGACAACCCAAAAAGAAAAGCGCAAAUACACAAGGACAGUCACAUCCAACAGAUGCACUAAAUGCGGUGAGCCACGCACCACAGAAACUGGCCAUAGCCAAUACAAAGGCAGGAUUUACUGCCCAAACAGGGAGACACUGACCAAAGAGCAGUGGCUCAGAAGAAUGAGAAAAUAAGGGAGUACAAUUGGGUACUUUUUCACACUAAUUUUAUUGUGUGUGUGUGUAUAUAUGUUCAU
Messenger RNA from Girardinichthys multiradiatus, 2894 nucleotides. RefSeq lists its product as uncharacterized. NCBI's taxonomy places the organism in Eukaryota, Metazoa, Chordata, Actinopteri, Cyprinodontiformes, Goodeidae. The record is from RefSeq and is a predicted model, not a curated record. Bases 904 to 2832 code for a protein of 642 amino acids. The transcript is spliced from 8 exons.